GAAUGGAAGGAAGCUAAUGUUCUCCCUAUUCCUAAGAAAGGCAAUAUACACGAAAUCAGCAAUUACCGACCGAUUUCCCUGCCGUCCCUAGUAUCUAAACUCCUUGAACAAGUUGUAAAUAUCCACGUUUCUGAGUUUGUUCAAUCAUCGCUGAAUAAUUUGCAACAUGGUUUCGGUUUCCGCAAAAGGGGCUCUUGUAUAACUCAACUUCUUGGUGUUUUCCAUGACGUUGGCAAAGCCUUGGAUUCCAGAAAGGAAUCGGACAUGAUUUAUUUAGACUUCUCAAAAGCCAUUCAGUGUCACAUCGCAUGCAAUCUUCUUUUGAAACUUGAACAGCAUGGUGUCUCAGGCUUAUUGUUGAGUUGGUUCUCGGACUAUCUGAAUGAAAGGCGUCAACGAGUGGUGGUCGAAGGAGUCGCAUCAUCAUUCCUCACUGCGACAUCGGGGGUUUCACAAGGCAGUGUACUUGGUCCACUUCUAUUUUUGACCUAUGCAAACGAUCUUCCAAAUGCGGCUAACCAUAGCAUAGUCUCAAUGUUUGCUGAUGACAGCAAAUGCUACCGAGAAAUUUCUCAGCCACGAGACAGAGAUUUCCUCCAGUUGGACUUAAAUCUCCUCCAUCAAUGGUCGUCUACGUAG
Paramuricea clavata is the source of this 639-nucleotide messenger RNA. NCBI's taxonomy places the organism in Eukaryota, Metazoa, Cnidaria, Anthozoa, Malacalcyonacea, Plexauridae. The record is from the annotation of a GenBank genome assembly.